Frankliniella occidentalis (western flower thrips) is the source of this 897-nucleotide messenger RNA. RefSeq names its product probable 39S ribosomal protein L49, mitochondrial (gene mRpL49). Gene Ontology annotation, molecular function: structural constituent of ribosome. Gene Ontology annotation, cellular component: mitochondrial large ribosomal subunit; ribosome. The record is from RefSeq and is a predicted model, not a curated record. Gene Ontology annotation, biological process: translation. The transcript is spliced from 3 exons. Bases 58 to 630 code for a protein of 190 amino acids. Lineage: Eukaryota; Metazoa; Arthropoda; Insecta; Thysanoptera; Thripidae.
CGUCGCCUCCGAGUGGUGUAGAGAGGGGCGGUGGGGAGAACAGAGGCGCUAACCAAAAUGGCAACUAUGAAAACACUAAGUUUAGUAUCUGGCUCAGGAUUUAAGGGCUUAAGAAGAAGACUUGGGAUUGAUUUAAGCACGAAGACUCUUCCAGCAAUAAAUUCUGUACCAGUCAGAUAUGCACGAUUUAAGUCCAGUCCUUUAGUAAGUUCGGAUCCCAGCAAAUACACUGGCUUUGAAAUCUCUCGAAACCCUGAGGAAUGGAAAUUUGUCCAAGAUUUAUUGCCGGAGCCAGUGAUAAAGACUCCUUCAGUGAAGCCCCAGUACACCUCAGGCUGGAAACCUCAAAACCCUCCCGCCGACGCACCCUACUUCAUACAGCGCACCGCCAACCACAUGCUGCCCGUGUACCGAGUGCAGGGCGGUCCCGACAAGAUGACGAUCCGCACCAAAGUCCGCUACGUGCAGGGCGACAUUUGGGCCCUGGAUGAGGAGCUGCGCGCCGUGGUGAGCCGCGCCUACCCCAAGGAGAUCUUCAAGACCCAGGUCAACGAGAUUGCUGGCCUCAUCAUCUUCAGGGGGGACUACGCCAGCGUCAUCAAGGAGUACCUUUUGUCCAAGGGGUGGUGAGGUGGUGGGCCGCAGCUCCGAGGGAAGCCCCAGCUCGCCCCGCCGGCCGCGCCCGCCUCACCCGGCCGCGUAUCGACGUGGAGACUUGGCUGCCGAGUAUUGGACUAUAGGGCAGAGGGCUAACGGUCCCGUGUGCGAGCUGGUUCUUGGAGGCCAAGCUGAUCUUGUUAUUUGUAUAUAUUCCAGUGAUGUCUCGCCUAUGCCAUGCUGUAGGUAAAUGUGAUAGUUUAAAAUAAAAAAAUUGCCCCUGUUUCUAUCGAACCCUCA